AUGGAUCUGAACAUGGAAAUGAUCCCGACGUUCUUAAGCGGCACUCAACCGCCUGUGUCCUCUCUCGGUAGAAAUAGUCUGGCCACGUUAUUUGUCGUUCGACUCUUCGCUAUGAUUGUCACCGCAGAAACCAUUUGGAAAGACGACUUGCAAGAUCUGUUCUGUAAUUCUACCCAAGUGGGCUGUCGUCAAGAAUGUUACAGCGAGUUUUCUGUUCUAACGCCAUUUAUCUUCUUUGCGCUACAAACAAUAUUCGUUACCACACUGUUGAUCGCGGUAAGCUGCAGCCAGAACCUGAAGCAGUACCAUAACUCUGGUCAAGUGGACAGCAAUUGUUUGAGUAUGCUUUCCAGAGUACUUACUGAAGGAAUGUUCCUCGUCCUAUGGCAUGCGAUCUACCCUGGUUUAUCAAGGAAAUCUGCCUUUAAAUGUGAUAUAUUUCCCUGUGAGCCAACUGUGGUCUGCACUAUGCUUGGAAAUAGACAGAAAAAUGCCUUUUCAAUGUUUAUGUACAUGUGUUCUUUCGUUUGCAUAUUGAUAUGUAUGAUUGAAAUAUUCACAUUACCAAAAAAGCGCGCUAAAAGUAUCACCAAAAUACAGCUUUAA
Molecule: messenger RNA, 606 nt
Organism: Mobula hypostoma (lesser devil ray)
Lineage: Eukaryota; Metazoa; Chordata; Chondrichthyes; Myliobatiformes; Myliobatidae
Product: gap junction beta-5 protein-like
Exons: 1
Coding region: 1-606 (201 amino acids)
Biological process (GO): cell-cell signaling
Cellular component (GO): connexin complex
Molecular function (GO): gap junction channel activity
Source: RefSeq, a predicted model, not a curated record